Psilocybe cubensis is the source of this 1968-nucleotide messenger RNA. RefSeq lists its product as uncharacterized. Gene Ontology annotation, biological process: protein phosphorylation. The record is from RefSeq and is a predicted model, not a curated record. Gene Ontology annotation, molecular function: protein kinase activity; ATP binding. NCBI's taxonomy places the organism in Eukaryota, Fungi, Basidiomycota, Agaricomycetes, Agaricales, Agrocybaceae. Bases 1 to 1968 code for a protein of 655 amino acids. The transcript is spliced from 4 exons.
AUGCUGCAUGAGACAGAAGUAUCAUUUCAGCGCACUCUCGACAAAGUUCUCAACGCCAACUACAAUGUUGAAAUGACACAGAUUCAAGAGGAACGUCCCGAUCAUCCCAUUCGAUUGCCUUUCGAGUUCUAUGAUCGACAUAUAUGUCCCAACGAAUCUUUGUGCAACAUUGUACCACUGCCUUCUAUUCCGCAUAUUCUAGCCAACGUAUGUGAUACUGCUAUCGAAGAGUUUAAGGCGAAAGGUCACAAAUUUCCUCCCAACAUCCAUGUCUUGGAUAUACCUGCAAUUGAAUUCACUGACUCUGCUAGUGUCGGAGUGCAUUAUCUAUGGCACAUAGGGUCGCUGUGCAUUGCAUAUCUUUCAAAACUAUAUUUCCAUCCUCAUACCGAAUCCUGGAGAUCCGUCUUCACUUUUAAUCGCCAUUUCGACACCGAUACAUUCUUUGCAUCCAAAUUAUAUCUAACGGUGACUCUGGAUGCAGAGGCAAGGGCAGUCAGACUGCACGACGAAAUCAAAGGGAAGCUAUCACAAUCAACUCUUGAUACUCUGAACGCACUCUUAUUCAAUAUGCCCAAGAUGGCUGCUUGGCACAUGUUUCCUAUGCUCGACACUUUUACGACGAUAUUUCAUAAUGUGCCCAAGCGUGUCAGUUCGCUGAGUUGGCCAAUAUCACGGACCGCUGGAUACCGCUUCAUAGCACGAACAUUUCCACCGCCCGAUUCGAAGAUUUUGACUAAUAUGCUACCUGUUCCCAGUGCAUAUCGCAAAGCGAGAGUGGAAUCAGGCGAGCCAACUUCAUCCAGAAAACGAGUCGAGAAGUAUAGCAAAACUAUCACCGUACCUUAUACGACACAACGCAAACAAUAUCGCCCUGACUUGCGGACUUAUCUACAACAUGCCUGGGCUGAUGCUGCAAUGCACGAUAUAACAUUUAUCGUGCUGCACUGUGGCCGUUACGAACGCAUUGGUAUCCGACAUAGGGCGUCCCAGACCCUGUAUUUAUCAGAGGUAAUUGAUACAGUCAAUAUCAAAGACCCUCACUAUCGGAAGAUUCACAUUGGCCUCUACAUUGCCACAUUGCAAGACGCGUUGGAGCGUAUGAAACUAAAGAAUACUGGCGACGACAAGGUGGAUACCAAGGGCAAAAAGCGUUUCUCGGUCAACGUGGAUGAUUCAGAGUCCUCUCGCCCAAAGAAACGACGCAGAGCAUCCUCUUCUACUCCAUCGACCGAUAUUGGCAAGUACCUCAUCGAUCGUAAACUUGCCCUUGUUAGCUUGGAUUAUGGCCCCUUCUCAUCUUCCGUGCCCUCUUCAUUUGUACGCAUUGGGGAAUCAUGCAGGCGUAAACAUUCCCGGGAGGCUACAGACUGGGUCAAGGACCCAACAAAGCAGCGAAAGUUUUCUGCACACGAAUAUUUUACCCUAACCUUAUUGGAGCCUUUGGGUGAUGGUUCAGUCGGUGUCUCUCAUCCUGCGCAGGCAGAGGUAAAACUGGAGUCCGGAGAAGUCAUCACAGAAACACUUGUUCUGAAGCUGGCUUUCAAUGAAAAAACACAGAAGAGGAUGAGACAUGAAUUUGAUAUCUAUUGUCGUAUGUCACGCGCGGGCAUCGAAGGGAUUGUGGAUGUGCAUGGCCUAUUUUUUGAUGCGGAAUCCAACACAUUAGGUCUUCUCAUGGCUGAUGGAGGCGAAACGCUUCGCAACCGAGAUAUUGCGCGGACGGGAAUAUAUGGCGAGAAGAUCAGUGGCACAGCCGCAGAAAAGAAGGCAUUCGAGGAUAUUAUCAGAAGUAUUAAUGAGGCAGAUAUCAGCCAUCAUGAUAUCAGGCCUGAGAAUAUGACCAUUCGUUCAGAUGGCAAGGCCUUUCUCAUAGAUUUUGAUAGUGCCCUUUAUUAUUCUCCCUUCCGGUCUUUGGAGGAGCAGUUGGAAAAUUUAGAUGAUAUCUUUCAUAAACCACUCUUGUGA